AUGGCGGCGCUGUGGGUGUCCCUGGUGGUGUCCACCACCACCCUCAUGCUGGCAGGCAGCCUGGUAGACCUGGGCAUGUCCUGGAGCCAGGGCGUGUUCACCGUGUUUGUGGGUAACCUGGUGACACUGGUGCCCCUGGUGCUGAAUGCCUAUCCUGGGACCAAGUAUGGCAUCCCGUUCCCCGUGCUGGCGCGCGCCAGCUUUGGGAUCAAGGGCGCCAACUUGCCGGCCCUGUCUCGCGGCUUGGUGGCGUGCGGCUGGUUUGGGAUCAACACGACCAUUGGGGGCAGCUCAAUAUUUCAGAUGCUGCAGGCCGCCACAGGCGGCGCCAUCUCAGCCACUGUGAUCCCGUGGUUGGGCAUCUCCCCGCCGGAGCUCGCCUGCUUCGGCCUCUUCUGGGCAAUACAGGUGGCGAUCAUCGUCCAGGGCAUCAACUCCAUCAAGGCCAUUGAGAAGUACUCAGCCCCUGUCCUCGUCGCCCUGGCCCUCGCCCUGCUCGCCUGGGCGGUCGCCUCCGCCGGCGGCUUUGGCCCCAUGCUGUCCGCCCCGAGCCGCCUGGCCACGGCCGGCGAGUUUACGCGCGUGUUUGUGCCGGCGGUGACGGCGCAGGUGGGGUACUGGGCGACGCUGGCGCUCAACAUACCAGACUUUGCGAGGUAUGCCACUUCGCAGCGCGCGCAGCUGCUGGGCCAGGCGUGGGGCCUGCCCGUCACCAUGGCCCUCUUCUCGUUCGUGGGGCUGGCGGUGACGUCAGCGAGCGCCGUGAUCUACGGCGCACCCAUCAUCGACCCGGUGCAGCUGCUCAGCCGCACCCGGCAGCCGGCGGCGAUCCUCGUGUCCCUCCUCGGCCUCAUCCUCGCGACACUCACCACCAACAUCGCCGCCAAUGUGGUCGGGCCCGCGAACGCCUGCGUCAAUCUGGCGCCCCGCGCCAUCUCCUUCGCCACCGGAGGCGUCAUCACCGCUGUCCUGGGAGCGGUGAUUAUGCCCUGGCGCCUACUCAGCAGCAGCAGCGCAUUCGUUGGCUGGCUGGUCGCCUACUCAUCACUUCUGGGCCCCGUAAUCGGCGUGAUCAUCGCCGACUUUUGGAUCGUCCGAGGCAGGACCUUGGACGUCGACGGACUCUACUCCACCAGCCCGCAGGGGCCCUACUUUUACAGCAGAGGCUACAACCGCGCGGCCGUGGCUGCCGUACUGGCAGGCGUGGCCCCCUGCCUGCCCGGCAUGGCGGCGGCCCUCGGGCUGUCGUCAUCACCCGCAGGGCCCUUCUUUGCGGCAGUGUACGACGCCGCCUGGUUUGUGGGCGCGGCGGUGGCGACUGGGGUGUACGUGCUUCUGAUGCGGCCGGCAACAUCAGGCGAAGCGGCGGGCGGCGGCGCGGCCGCCUCUCCAGCUUGA
Monoraphidium neglectum is the source of this 1398-nucleotide messenger RNA. Its product is annotated as putative allantoin permease. Gene Ontology annotation, cellular component: plasma membrane. The transcript is spliced from 12 exons. The record is from RefSeq and is a predicted model, not a curated record. Lineage: Eukaryota; Viridiplantae; Chlorophyta; Chlorophyceae; Sphaeropleales; Selenastraceae. The coding region runs from base 1 to 1398 and encodes 465 amino acids. Gene Ontology annotation, molecular function: nucleobase transmembrane transporter activity. Gene Ontology annotation, biological process: transmembrane transport; nucleobase transport.